This is a messenger RNA of Sciurus carolinensis (gray squirrel), 2257 nucleotides long. RefSeq names its product tigger transposable element derived 7 (gene Tigd7). The transcript has a single exon. Gene Ontology annotation, cellular component: nucleus. Lineage: Eukaryota; Metazoa; Chordata; Mammalia; Rodentia; Sciuridae. The record is from RefSeq and is a predicted model, not a curated record. Gene Ontology annotation, molecular function: DNA binding.
GCACUGUUUUCUGUUCCAGCAGUGAGGUAAAAUCAGGUCGUUUUGGAAGAAGAGAAGCCACACUGCAUCUCUGCUACACAAGAUUCCUCUGUCAUUGCCUUUGAGUCUUUCAUACUCCCUUCUCAAGCAUCAACUUUGUAUUAUUGAUUUAACCCACCUGGUUCUGUUCUUGUGAGCACAUGUCUCUCAAUGCAUCUCCUCUUCAUUUUGUCCCUUUUCCUCUGUUGAAUUAGAGAAUAUAUGUAGGUAACCCUAUCAUCAGGAAGAGAAAAAACAAUGGGGUUCCAAAAACUGAUUUCCCAUAUCUUUCAGUAGCCAGGCAGGACUUUGAUAGUGGCAACAUUCUGAGUACAUAAGACUCGCACUUCAAUCAUGAACCCUUAUCCCUUUCAGCCCAUUACCCUCCAAUAUAAAUGCCAGAACCUUCUGGGACUCUCCAUUAGCUUUUUCUUAUUUUAAAAUGUUUUUCCCAAUUCAGUAAGGCAUUUCCCUUUCUUUUAUUUUGUGGUUGUUUGAAAUCAAAUUCACUAUGAAUAAAAGAGGAAAAUAUACAACAUUGAAUUUGGAGGAAAAAAUGAAGGUUCUCAGCAGGAUUGAAGCUGGAUGAUCUCUUAAAAGUGUAAUGGAUGAAUUUGGAAUCAGUAAAUCAACAUUUUAUGACAUUAAAAAGAAUAAGAAAUUAAUUUUGGACUUUGUACUGAAGCAGGACAUGCCAUUAGUAGGAGCUGAGAAGAGAAAGAGGACGACAGGAGCUAAAUACAGUGAUGUAGAUGAUGCAGUCUACAUGUGGUACCAACAGAAACGCUCAGCUGGUGUCCCUGUUAGAGGCGUGGAGCUUCAGGCUGCUGCAGAGAGAUUUGCACAAUGUUUUGGGCGAAGAGACUUCAAAGCUAGCACUGGUUGGCUUUUUAGAUUUCGAAAUAGGCACGCAAUUGGGAACCGAAAAGUAUGUGGAGAACAGAUCCUAAGUUCAGCUUCAGAAAAUGUUGAGCCAUUUAGACAAAAACUGUCUAUGAUAAUCAAAGAGGAGAAACUGCAUCUAGCUCAGGUAUACAGUGGGGAUGAGACUGACCUCUUUUGGAAGUCAAUGCCAGAAAACACUCAGGCAAGUAGAAAAGAUAUCUGCCUGCCAGGAAGGAAAAUAAACAAAGAACGGUUAUCUGCCCUUUUAUGUGCAAAUGCAGAUGGAACCCAUAAGUUAAAAUCCAUUAUUAUUGGCAAAUCAAAGCUGCCCAGAAGUGUGAGAGAGGACACAAGUACAUUACCUGUGAUAUAUAAACCUUGUAAUGAUGCUUGGUUCACUAGAGAAUUGUUUUCAGAAUGGUUCUUUCAAAACUUUGUUCCUGAGGUUCGGCAUUUUCAAAUUAAUGUCCUAAGAUUCCAUGAAGAGGAUGUCAGGGCAUUGUUACUUCUGGAUAGUUCCCCAGCUCACCCUUCUACCGAAUUACUAACCAGUGAGGAUGGUCGAAUAAAAUGUAUGUUCUUUCCUCAUAACACUUCAACUUUGAUCCAACCAAUGAAUCAGGGUGUGAUCUUGAGCUGCAAACGACUUUACAGAUGGAAGCAACUUGAAGAGAGUCUGGUAAUUUUUGAAGAAAGUGAAGAUGAGCAAGAGAAAAGAGAAAAAGGAAUUUCCAAGAUUAAAAUCUACAACAUAAAAAAUGCCGUUUUUAACUGGGCAAAAAGUUGGGAUGAAGUAAAACAAAUAACCAUAGCAAAUGCCUGGGAAAAUCUUCUUUACAAAAAGGAACCUGACUAUGAUCUCCAAGGCUUAGAAGGUAGAGGUUACAGAGAGAUUCUUGAAAAAUGUGGUGAGUUGGAAACAAAGCUGGAUGAUGAUAAGGUGUGGUUAAAUGGAGAUGAUGAAGAAAAAGAUUGUCCUACAAAACCUAAAGGUGUAAUUACAAAAGGAGUUGUCCAAAGAGAAGGAAUCGAGAAGCAGGCUGCUGAAUUUAAGUUAUCUGCUGUGAGAGAAAGUUUGGACUACCUUAUUAACUUUGUGGAUUCCACACCUGAAUUUCAAAAGUUUCACUUCACACUGAAAGAGAUGCAACAAGAAGUAGUCAAGAAACAGUUCCAUAGUAGAAUUCAUUCGAGAAUUGGUAGUUUUUUGAGACCUAGGCCUCAUAAUAUUAAGGAUACCUUCAAUACACCUUCAACUUCUGGUUCUAGUAGUUAAAUUUUGUGUUUAAAGAGUUCUGCAGUUAUAUGAUCGUGUAUUAUGUAGGUCUACCGUGAAUUGUCAUUGUUUUUAUCA